AUGAAAAAGAUCUCAAAGAGAAGAGAAGAGAUCUUUAAAAAGAUGUCAGAAGCAGCAUACAGCAGCACAGAAGAAAUAAUGGACAGGCAUCUCUUUAAAGACAUAGAUGCAGAAGAAAAUCGAAAUAUCACAGAGACACUGAGAGGCAAAGUAAGAGAAAAACUAAAAAAUGCUAAGAUCAGUCAAGGUGAUAAGUCCUCGUCUCAGCUGCUCGCUGAAACAAAGAGUCAUCAAUGGUCUAAGUUAACCCCCCAGACUGAAGUCUUGCUGGAUGAAGGUCUUUCAUUUUUCAUCCUGAGUGGGGAAGAAGACUCGGCUGUGAGCCGGUCUGCACAGCAGAAAUCAGUAAGUGAUAGUUACUUCAAACCCUCUGCAUUUGGUGGUAGUUUACAAACUGCUGCUGAGGGCCAAGAUGAGGAUUUUGUGGAAGAAGUAAUUUUAAUGGAUUUAUUUGAAGUAAAAGCUGCGGAAUAUGAAGAUGACCAAGAACAGAUGAAAAGACAGGAGGCAAUUGUCUUUGUGCCAAGUAGCUCUCCAGUGGCCAACCAGCGUAAACUGCCAAAAGGCAUGAUGCCUCGAAUUUUAGAAGAUGAAGGAUUCUACAUUAAGAAAAAGCCAGCGACAUAUAAAAAGAUCCGCAACAAAAUGGAAAACCGCCUGCUCAGCCUACAGGAGGGAAAAUGUUGGUUUGAAGAAAGUGGAGAAAUAAUGUCAUUGCCGUCACCUAUUAGACAGUCUUGGAAUUUUAGGAUCAGCAUGAGCAAGGAAUCUUUGAAUCCAGCACUAAAGACUAUACACAGGAAGGCAGUGAAAUCUGACCUGGGAUGCUGUUUUAGAAGCAGAAUGGAUGGUCAAAGAGAAAUGUACCAAUUAGAUCUUAACAUCGUGGGCUUGCAGUUCAGCCAUCACCCGCUCUUCAAUCAAGAACAAGUCCUAUGUGCCAGGCUGCUCCAGCUCUGUGAGUCUUUCCAGGACAGGCAGAAGCAAGGUUUAUCUCAGCUGCUCUAUGAGAAGCUGAAAGCACUGACAGAGACUACCAAACUAGCCAGAAACAAACCUGAAAUAAGCCAGUUUACCAGAGAAUCCUUAGAAGAUUAUUAUUGGCAGAUAAGUGACACAAAGCGACUAUAUCAUGAAGAAAGGGAAAAGGACCACUCCCUUCUGCACAGAGUUCUACAGACUUGGAAACAGAUGAAAUCUCUCAGGCAAAAGCAAGGAUUUACAAGCACCCCAGUAAAGCUGCAGUUUCACAAGAUAAAAAUGAACACAUGGGAUGAACAGAACCAAGCAGGAAUGUUAUCGGGGGAAGAGAAUGAAGAAACGCCAUUCCAGAAUGAAGACACGUGGGUGGGACUCCCCUAUAUAGCUUCAGACCUUGAAGGAAUGGACAUGGAAAGAAUAAAGCCAAUGACGCUGGUGCCACAACUUUCUUUCACAGCAGAAUUAACAAAUGUAUCCAAGUGUUCACUAUCUGAGCAAAAGAGGAGAGCCAAAAUUCAAAAGCUUAAAUAUUUUAUCAAAAUAUUUUAUAACGAUAAACAAGUUUCCUGUACAUCUGUGUCUCCCCUACAGUUUGAUUUUAAAGUCAUGUUUCAACAGAUUUUUAACGUUCAACUGUUAUAUUGGCCUGAAACAAUUUGCUUGGAGGUUUAUGAAAUAAGUAAAAGGACAAGUUUACUGGUUAAACUAUAUCUGCCUUUACCUAACAAGACAGAGCUGAAAGACAAGACUGACCUGGAAUAUACAGAAUUUAGCUCUGAUAAACUGGCCAGGCCUAUGGAUGGAGGCGUAGGAAGCAAUGUGCCUUUUAAUCUCGAGGGAAGUGAGAAUGAAAAAGUUUGCCUUCUAACCUCAGGAAAACUUAGCUAUUCCCUCUCGUGGGCUUUAGAUGAAAAUGGAAUCCCCCUGACACCGGUGUCACAGUCAUUUCGAUCUGCGUACUGUAGUGUGUUAAGGAAUGUUGAUGCCAGAGGUGUUCCUGGACUCCCGUGGCCCAUGAACUCACAAAAGCUUUGUGACUGGGCAGAUGACAUCAGGAUUGAUCCAAAUGACCCAGAGUAUUCAGAUAUAACAGAACUUAUUAUGUAUUUGAGACACAAAGGGCAGGAGAUCCCAAAAUACUUCCGUCUGGAGCAGUUGCAAGAUGAAUUUAACUUUGUGUCUGAGGAAGAAAUGAAAAGGAGCAAACGCUUCCAGCUGUUGCAGCUGAGAAAUGCGGGCCAGCUAGACCUCUUCCUUCUGCAGCAGAUGCCCCUCUAUGACAAAGAGAUUCCAGACAUAGUCUUCCAGGAGUAUGAAAGUCAGGCUCAGAAGGACAUGUCCAUUUCAGAUGUGAACUCUAUCACUGCACAAAGGAUUAAUUCUGUCAAUUUUCUGAGAAAGGUGAGAAGUUUGAUAAUGAAAAGAAUCAUCAAAGUCAGCAAAUUUAACUUGUCAGAUAUUGUGGCUGACUAUGAAGAAAUUGUAUCUACCAGCCAGUUGACGGAUGUGAUUUGUAAGUUCAUUGAACCACGAAGGAAGCUAAAGCCUCAGAGGAAAGAAAGAAGGAAAGUCACAGCACAGACUGUCUCUGACGGAGAUAUCAAGAUUCUGGUCAGGAUCCUGAGGGCCUACAACAUUCCUACCAGAAAAAAAAUAUCUCAUAGAACUUUGGGUAUGGCUACUUACUCGAGGUCAUCCAUGGUUCAUCGCAGACAUCAAGAAGCAAUCAAAUUCGUAGCCUCAAGUGACUUCUUAAAUGAGGAUACUGUGCACCCUUUCAUUGAAGUUUCCUUUCAACACACUGUAUAUCAAACUAACACAGCGAGCGGAUCUCACCCGUGCUGGAAUGAAGAAAUCAAAGUAGAUUUUAUCUCACCAGGACAUGAUUAUGGCUUCUCUACUUUAUCAAAAAUAAAAGACAAUAUACAUAUCAACGUUUUCGAUGAAGUGGUCAUUGAAAAGCAUGAGGACCAUUGUCUCAAGAGCUGCAGUACUCAUGCUUACAUACAAAAGAACUGGCUGGGCUCCAUCAGCUUCCCCUUCUCAGCCCUUCUGCAACAGUCUGAGAUUAGCGGAACAUUUCAAGUGAACAUCCCACCCAUUUUGCUUGGGUACACCUGGAGCAACACUUAUGUCCCUCCUAGAGAAGACUGCAGUGGGCAGAACCCAAAAGAAUGUACCUUCCUAAAUAUUUUUGCUACAAUUGAACCUCAGAUAUCAUAUAUCACAUUCAACCCGAAACUAGAUGAGUUUUCAGAUCAAAUAGACGUUUUGCAGCGAGCACAGAUUUUUACCAGGAACUGUAAGGCCAUGUUUCCCAACCGAAGAGUGGUGACCACCGUUUUUAAUGGUGAAGGGAUGCAGGUCUUUGUCACAAGAUUUAUCAAGGCGUUGAACCCACCACAGCAACUUCUGGAUAUAUUUCUUCAUGAUUCCAAUGCGACCCUUGACCUUAUCGCCCGAUUUGUAUCUUUGAUUCCUUUCACAACAGAAACGUUGGACGAAAAUGAUGGUUUUGAUAUAUGGAUGACAUCAGAGUGCUGCAUUAGUUUGGCUAUUGGAAAUAAGGAAGAGCAUGCCAUACUUCUCUGUAAUUUCUUUCUGUACUUUGGAAAGAAGGCGUUGGUGCUCCUGGGGACCUCAGUCCUAGAAGGGCAUGUGGCUUAUGUAUUGACCCAAGAAACUGGAGAGUCUUUGCUUUGGAAUCCAUCAACAGGGCAGUGUUAUAAACAGUUUGACCCAUUUUGCCCCUUGCAAAGUGUGGAUUGUCUGUUCAAUGAUAGAAAUGUCUGGUUUAAUAUUCAACAAAACAAUACACCAAUGGCUGUACAUUUUGACUAUUCAAAAGAAAGCUUCUGGAAACAGCUGCUGCCAAAAGACUUUCAGUGGACAAAAGCCCAGAGUGUACAGCCUGAAGAAAUAGUUUAUUGUGAUACGAACAAAGGCAUGGUAGAAGAUCUGAAGAGCAGGAUGGAAAGGGCACUGAAAUGUAAAAUGAUGGAAUGGCGACCUAAGCACCCUACGCGAUGGAAUCGGCAGUGCACUUCUGUUUUGCGACAAAUCCUUCCUAAGCUAGAGUUUUACACGGGAAGUUUUGCUUCAUUUGAAGACAGUGAGUUAGAAAGGCUGCUACAGUUUUAUUGGGUCACAGGAUUUCCCAUCCAGAUGCCCUACACAGAUGUCCAGUCAGUCAUCGAUGCCGUCUACCAGACUGGAGUUCACUCUUCUGAAUUUCCCCAGACAGAAUUUGCUUUAGCCGUGUACAUUCAUCCAUAUCCAAACAACAUAUUAUCUGUGUGGGUCUACUUGGCUUCCUUAGCCCGCUAUCAGUGAAAGGGAAGAAGGGAAAAGGCAAAGAGUACUAUGGUCUCCUAGAUCCAAGUUUUCCUGUCAUCUGGAGAUUUUGCUGCUUAUUUUCAAGUUCACCAGUGCUGGGCAUAAUUUGGAUUCCUGAGUAGAGUUGGAAACUAUGGAGACCACAUCAGCACCCCUUCCCCAAGCUUUGAGGAUGAGUCUAGAUACCUCCAUACAUACACACCUCUUCCAGGAGACCCUCAGCAGUUUGGCUGCUUUGUGUACUCCAGUCUACAGUAGAUCUCAUUCUGGAAAAGAAGCAAUGCUGGCCUGCUCCCAAAGGUCAUUGCAGCUCAAUCAAGGUGGUCUCACCACCUCCAUUACAGCCAUCCUAAGAGGCUUAUUAAGAGUGGAGAUCCCCAGACUCACCCAAGACUUCCUGAAUCAGAACCACUGAGAGGAGAGCAGCAUUGUUUUUGAUCCGCUGUAGAAUGUUGUCAGUACUAACGAGACAUGGGUACCUUUGAAGCUUGUUCUGAUACAAUUCCAGAUAAAAAUUCCUCAGAGGGAACCCUGAGGUCAUAUUCUAGUCUGAAAGGCUCCAGAUAUAAGAAAAGCCUGUUUCAGUUUGAGUCAAAGGGCCAGAAAAGACCUACCUCCCAGCUUAAAGAAAUUAAGCAAGAGGAAACCCCUCUUACUCCAUUGAGGGAGGGCAGUCUUUUAAUUCUGCUCAAAGCUCCAGCUGACUGGAUGAGGACUACCCACAUUCAGAAGGGCAAUCUGCUUUACUCAGCUCACCAAGUCACGUUCUCCAACCCAGCACUGCCUUCACACAUAUAUCCAGGAUGCCCGAACAGUGGCUCUCCUGUGGCCCACUCAGGUAGAUAAUAACAGUCUAUGUCCAUUUUAACCAGAAGUAAAAAUGUAUGUAAAAUUUUAAUCUUGGGGUACUCACUGGUAAAUUGCAUAUUGUAAAUAUAUGCAAAUUUUGGUUCCUAAUUUGGAGAAUAGCAUAAAGACUAUCCUUAACAUUCUGCAUCAUAGUGGUUUGGAAAUAUCAUUAGGAUCUUCCAUAUCAAGUUCAUUACAGGUGUGAUCUACCUCUCCUCAACCUCUCCAACUGCCAAGUGUCAAAUAUUUUAGAGAAAGAUGACAGGUGUCAAUGCAUUAAGACCGGUUAAUGAGCUUAUACAAAUCUAAAUGGGAGGUGAAGGUGCUAUAGGCAAAGAGAUUGGGUGUGAACCGUAGUCACAGUGACUUAAAUAGUACACAGGUGUAAAUUUGUGCCAAGGAAAUGAGUCGAGAACAGGUCCAAGGGCUUCUGGCUCCUAGUGCUUUGUAUCCAAAAGAAUUUGGUAGAGCCUUGAAGAAACCUGAAUGUUUACUAGACUAGAAUGUAUAACAAAAACAAAGUGCACACUAUACCAUGGAGUAAGGUACCAUUUUACACACAAAAUGAGGCAAGGGGGUUUACAUCCAUGCGUUGAUGUAAAGAACUUUGUAUUCUGGGAAGGGACAACCAAAGACACAGCAGUCGUGGUGGCACCCCUGGGAAGAAGUGUCGUCAGUGGUUAUUAUGCACUACUUUAUACUGUUUCAAUGUUUUGUCUUUUGCAUGCAUUUAUUUAAGUUUUUCUUUUUAAUUAAAAGCAAUUUAAUUUUUCAAUUAAAAUUUUUUAAC
This is a messenger RNA of Cricetulus griseus (Chinese hamster), 5956 nucleotides long. The record is from RefSeq and is a predicted model, not a curated record. Lineage: Eukaryota; Metazoa; Chordata; Mammalia; Rodentia; Cricetidae.